Drosophila innubila is the source of this 1281-nucleotide messenger RNA. Its product is annotated as carbonic anhydrase 6-like. Lineage: Eukaryota; Metazoa; Arthropoda; Insecta; Diptera; Drosophilidae. The record is from RefSeq and is a predicted model, not a curated record. Gene Ontology annotation, molecular function: zinc ion binding; carbonate dehydratase activity. The transcript is spliced from 5 exons. Gene Ontology annotation, cellular component: cytoplasm. The coding region runs from base 280 to 987 and encodes 235 amino acids.
CUUCUUUCAAACGUUAUUUGGGGAAAUUGUAACAGUUUGUACUUAAAGUGGAGAACAAAAAUGAAUCUUUUAAUUCGCGGUGGAUUCGGACUACAGAUCCAGUUUUCCUUUCUAUUGGCUAUUAUUUUUGCCUGUUCACUGGCCGAUGUUUAGUUAUCUGAUAAAGCAGUGGACGCGGCAGCUGGAGAGUAUAACUAUGACAACCAGGGUGAUGACUGGACGGGAAAGUGUAGAGAUGGUAGACAACAAUCGCCCAUUGAUUUAGAUGACAAAAAUGUGAUGGAGAAACAUCUACCUAGCUUACACUUUGAAUUUUACGAUAACCAACUGAUGUCGCCGUUAACGGUGGUAAACAACGGUCACACAGUAAACAUCGAUUUGCCGCGCUCUGCACUUGUCCCACAAAUCACUGGUGGACUGAUGUGGGAAAAAUUUGAACCAAAAAGCAUUCACUUUCAUUGGGGUUCCCCCAAUAGCAAGGGCUCGGAGCAUACCAUCAAUAAUGAACGCUAUGAUGCUGAAAUUCACAUUGUUCACAAAAAUGUGCGGUAUUUCGAUUUGAGUGUGGGCGAAGCCAGUAAAUUCCCAGAUGGACUUGCCGUUCUGGCACUCAUGAUUCAAGCAGUUCCUGUAUCUAAACGAACAGACAACCCGCUCUUUAAGAUUUUUGAUGUAUUGCCUCAAAUUAUCCCAAAUCAAUCUAAUGCAACGAUCAAGGGCGAAUUUUCUUUGCAACAGUUUCUGGAUCAGGUUGAGAAUAAAGACUUUUACACAUAUAAAGGCUCGUUGACCACUCCAAUGUGUGCUGAAUCAGUCACCUGGACGGUGUUUAAAGACGUCGUUCAUUUCCCGCAAAAAGAGAUGAGCAAACUUUGGAGUUUGCGGGACUCACGGGGUCGUCCAUUGAUCAACAACUACCGCAAGAGUCAGAACAUAAACUACAGAGAUGUUUACUUCAAACAUGCACCCGUAUACAGGGGCCCAUGAGGAUUUACGCUUUCAAAUUUUGGACCGCAUUUUAUCGGAUGACCUUAGUCCGUGUGAUUGAGUGGUAAAGACUUCAAAGAAAUUUGUUAUUCACGAAUCGUUACAACUUAUCUUUUACUCUUCCUUAUUAAUCUUCUCUGACAUUUAAGCUAUUUAAUGCCUUGAAUUGUCUAAGCGUAUUUUGAUUAUAAAAUGAAAUUAAAGUUUUCCUAGUCUAAAAUAUUUAGGUGCUACCUCUGAAUUUGUAUUUAGUCUAGUCUGCAAUAUACUGAAAAUUUUUUCCGUUGACUUUCA